AUUUGAUGAAUAUUCAUGAGGUGGGCGAGGCUGUCCCCUCACUCCUCCUUCAGCUCCAUGGCGGCCGCGCGGACAUGUUUAUUUCUGCAAGCAGGAGCGCACACGGUCGUCAUCCUCAUCGUCAUCGUCCUGCAGCUCGAUUUCCGCGUGACAGUCGCUCAGCUCAAUAUGGCAAACAAGAGCGUUUUAACCGCCAAAGAGCGCUCACUGAAGGGCAGGGAGGAGAAAAUGGUCGUGGCAGUAAAGCACACCGCCAUUGGGAACCCCACAGUGGAACCAUUUCCUGACAGCAUGGAGAUGAUCAUGUUUGGUAUGGGAUGUUUUUGGGGAGCAGAGAGGCGCUUCUGGAGGAUUCCUGGUGUGUUUUCUACACAAGUGGGCUACGCUGGGGGCUUCACACCUAACCCCACCUAUCAUGAGGUGUGUUCAGGUCUAACGGGGCACACAGAAGUAGUGCGAGUGGUCUUCUCUCCUGAAGAUAUCAGCUUAGAGAAACUUCUCAAAGUCUUUUGGGAGAGCCAUGACCCCACUCAAGGAAUGGCACAGGGGAAUGACCAUGGCACACAGUACCGUUCUGCCAUCUACACCUACAGCCCAGAACAGCAAGAGCUGGCCAUGAUGAGCAAGCAUAUGUACCAGGAGGCGCUGGCGAGGAAAGGCCUGGGCGAGAUCACCACAGAGAUCCGAGAGCACACCGAUUUCUACUAUGCUGAAGACUAUCACCAGCAAUAUCUGCACAAGGUGCCUAAAGGAUACUGUGGGUUAAAGGGCACAGGUGUCACCUGUUCUUUUGAAGGAGAAAAAGAUGAACUCUGACUCAGGGCACAGACAUAAUUGUCUGCUAUUUUAAAGGGAUACCAAAAAUUUACAUUUUGUCAUAAUUUAUUCACCCUCUUGUAGUUCCUUUUUUCUUGAAGAAAGUCAUAUUUAAUAUUCUUCUGAAUAGCUGGUUUAUCGUAAUCUAAAACCAUAACA
This is a messenger RNA of Rhinichthys klamathensis goyatoka, 975 nucleotides long. RefSeq names its product methionine sulfoxide reductase Ab (gene msrab). The record is from RefSeq and is a predicted model, not a curated record. The coding region runs from base 16 to 816 and encodes 266 amino acids. Gene Ontology annotation, cellular component: cytoplasm. Gene Ontology annotation, molecular function: peptide-methionine (S)-S-oxide reductase activity. NCBI's taxonomy places the organism in Eukaryota, Metazoa, Chordata, Actinopteri, Cypriniformes, Leuciscidae. Gene Ontology annotation, biological process: cellular response to oxidative stress. The transcript has 6 exons.